Messenger RNA from Klebsormidium nitens, 1760 nucleotides. Lineage: Eukaryota; Viridiplantae; Streptophyta; Klebsormidiophyceae; Klebsormidiales; Klebsormidiaceae. The record is from the annotation of a GenBank genome assembly.
GUCGAAGUUGAACUGAAUCAGCGCUUCAUCACAAGCUGUGGAUUGCCCGGGCGCAAUCGCAUCACCUAUGCCAAUGGAGCACCUGCUUGGUUGGCCUGCUAGCUAGUCCUAGAUAGUACUUACUCUGCGCUGCACUUUCUUAUCCUUCUCAAUCAUGUCGCUCGUGCUAUUUCCCUUGCUGCUGGCUGGCCUGCUCGUUUCUCAUGUUGGUCCAUGCACAUCAGAGAAGGUGGCCAUCGUCGGUGGGGGUGUCGGUGGCGCUGCUGCUGCAUAUUAUCUGCACAAGGCUGAUGGCCAUGCCGAGAUCCACUUGUUUGAAAGGGAACAACGGCUGGGGGGGACGCUUCAGGAGGUGACUUUUGAGGGAAGGGUGGUGGAGCUGGGGCACCCUGUCUUUCACAAAAAGAACAAGUUGAGUGCACAGCUGGUGGAGGAGCUGGGCCUAGAGACGGCUGUCCCACAAGGCCUGGACGGCUCAUAUGGCAUUUUUGAUGGGGAGUCCUUUGUGUAUCGGGAGGGCGCAAACGACACGAACGCAGACGACUGGCGCCGCUUCUUUAAGUACCUCACUCGAUAUACGCUGAACAUCCGAGGCAUGAAGUUUAACAUCCAGGCUUACCUGGAGAACUGGGAGAAGCUGUUGGACGACCCCCCGUUUGAGGACGUUCCGGACCUUUUGGACAUGGUCAACAUGGUGGAAAAAGCUACAUACACGCUGGCACAGGACCUCGCAGACUCGUAUGGCGCCUUAACCCUUAGGGACUUUGGCGCAGCCUCCACACGCUUCGUCUUGGGGCAGGACCCGCCAAUAGUCAAUUCCGUGGCCGCACACCAGGCACUGAGUGUGUCAAGGGCCUGCAGAGCGGAUCAGCUGUGGAGCGUCAAGGGGGGAGCAAAGCAGCUCGUACAAAAGCUGGUGGACCAGUCCAAGGCAACGGUGCACCUGGGCCAUGACGUCAACGGAAUUGAUGCACGGGCAGAUGGGGUUUACGAGGUCCGCCACAAGGGGGGCGGCAAGACCGUUUCGGAGGCGUUCGACGUGGUCAUCAUCUCCGCGCCGCUAGAUCCGGACGAGUUGGCGCUGCCGGACGGCGUGGACGCGGGGCCGGACAUCGACUGGCUGGACCAGGAGGUGACGCUCGUCAAGGGGACGCUCAACCAGACCACGUUCAAGGUGGGCAAGAAUGAGACGCUUCCUGACGUCAUCGCCACGGUGGACACCGUCUUCUUCCCAAUCCACGCGCUGCGCCGCCUGUGGACCUUCCCGGAUGGAGAGCACGCGUUCCUGGUGACCAUGGCCGAGAAAAUGACCGACGAAAUGGUCAACGACUGCUUCAGCCACGUGUCGAAGAUCAAGCGGAUGACGCUGGAGAACGUGUGGCCGGACCUGAGCGCCAAGGGCAAAGGCGCCAAGUACCCUCCAAUUCAAUUAGAUGGCAAGAAGCUCCUGUUCCCCGCAGCCGUCGAGUCAGUAGUGAGCGGACUCGAGGCCACAAUAAUCUCAGCCAGGAACGCCGUUAGGUUGCUGCUGGAACCCAAAGAAGCCCCGAUUGAGGAAAGUGUGGUGGCGGUUGAGGAGGCAACCGAGAGGGUUAAUGUGGGCAAGGUGCCGGAGCAUGUUCUGGGGGAGAAGACGGGGGCGGAGACCGCAGAUCUGCCGGAUCGGACGGAGUUGUGACGUGCUGCAUGCUUUGUUUUUGGCGUAUCUUGAAAAUCUCUGCUCAAACCAACGCUGUUGGAUUGUAAGCCAAGAUUGAGUG